CUCUUAUCUCAUCUUUGAAAGACGACUAAAGUGGAGCUUAUUUUAUUUUCUAGCCUCUGUGUUUUUUAUUUUCUUCUUCUUCAAAUUUCUAGAACCCACAUCGCUUUCUUUGAUUGGUCUCUUUGUGCCUUUAUAAAGUCACGUACACGGAUUAACAACACAAAGACUCGUAUCACUUUAUUCUUUCUGGGGAAAUUAGGAAUUAGGAGUAGUAGUUAUGGUCUUGGUUUUGGGUUUGUUUCAGACUGAUCCUCAGACCAACCAUGGAAGCUGGUAGAGGCAAAGCUCGAACCAACACUGUUCUCUCUCGCUUCUUCCUUUCUGGGUUCUACUGCUGGGGUUGGGAGUUCCUCACUGCCCUUCUUCUCUUCAGUUGCUAGCUCUGUCUUCCUCUUCAGCACCUUCUAAUUUAGACUAGGAAGCCAUAUAUAACCCAGUUAUACAUAUUCUGUUCUCCGAACCCUAAGUCCGGGGGGUUACUAUUUUUUUUAGAAUCUAGACGUAUAUACAGUCAUACAGAGAUAACCAUAAUGGCGCAAAGGUCAGUUCCGGCGCCGUUUCUGAUGAAGACGUUCCAGUUGGUGGAUGAUCCGGCCAGCGACGACGUGAUCUCUUGGAAUGAAAGUGGGACGGCGUUUGUGGUCUGGAAGACGGUGGAUUUCGCCCGGGAUAUGCUGCCUAAUUACUUCAAGCACAACAACUUCUCAAGCUUCGUUCGCCAGCUUAACACCUAUGGCUUCCGAAAGACCGUGCCGGACAAAUGGGAGUUCGCGAACGAUAACUUCCGGCGAGGCGAGAAGGAGCUUCUCUCCGAGAUUCGACGCCGCAAAGCGGUGACGUCAUCUCCGGCACAAGCCACAGCCGUGGAAAAAUCCGGCGGAGACACCGGUUCCAACUCGGGAGAGGAUUUGGCGUCAACUUCCACGUCGUCCCCGGACUCGAAGAAUCCGGGGUCGGUGGAGACGGCGGUGGCGGUGGGACAUACGGCGGAUUUGUCGGACGAGAAUGAGAAGCUGAAGAAAGACAACGAGACGCUGAGCUCGGAGCUCGCACAAACGAAGAAGCAGUGUGAUGAGCUUGUGGCGUUUCUGAUGGAGUACAUGAAGGUCGGGCCCGAUCAGAUCAAUAAGAUAAUGCGGCAAGGAAGCUUUGGGUCCAGCUGUGAUGGUGAUGAUCAUGAACGUGGUACCGGUGAGAAUGAUAAUGACGAAAAAGUUGUGGCGGGAGAAGAAGAGGGUUUGAAACUGUUUGGUGUUUGGGUGAAGGGGAAGGAGAACGAGGAGAAGAAGAAGAGGCGGGAGGAGAAGUCGGGUGGUGGCGGUGGUGGGCCGCAAGCGAAGAAGAUUAAGAUGGCGGAGUUUCACGCGCGGCCGCUUAGGAAGAGCGGGAAGGUGUGCAACUAAUAAGUUGGGGUCGGUGCAUAUGGUAACUUGGUAAGGCCUAUGGAUCGGCUCGUAUAGAAGACGACAUGUUAUGGAAUUAUCAAUCCAAUAGUUCCUUCGGAAAGCAAUAUAGAGAUUUACUUUGUUUAGAUGGGUGUGUUAUGUAGUUGUAAUAAGAAUGAUGAAUAUAUUGGUUCAUGAAACUUGUUGUGUAGUUGUAAUAAACUUAAUUAGUGAGACACUAUACUCUGCUUUUGAAGUGAUUUAUUU
This is a messenger RNA of Fragaria vesca subsp. vesca, 1652 nucleotides long. Its product is annotated as heat shock factor protein HSF24-like. Bases 531 to 1403 code for a protein of 290 amino acids. Gene Ontology annotation, biological process: regulation of transcription by RNA polymerase II. Gene Ontology annotation, cellular component: nucleus. Gene Ontology annotation, molecular function: RNA polymerase II cis-regulatory region sequence-specific DNA binding; DNA-binding transcription factor activity. NCBI's taxonomy places the organism in Eukaryota, Viridiplantae, Streptophyta, Magnoliopsida, Rosales, Rosaceae. The transcript is spliced from 2 exons. The record is from RefSeq and is a predicted model, not a curated record.